This is a messenger RNA of Caretta caretta (loggerhead turtle), 2601 nucleotides long. It is a transcript of the gene SNX11, whose product is annotated as sorting nexin 11. NCBI's taxonomy places the organism in Eukaryota, Metazoa, Chordata, Testudines, Cheloniidae. The record is from RefSeq and is a predicted model, not a curated record. Gene Ontology annotation, cellular component: endosome. Gene Ontology annotation, biological process: intracellular protein transport; vesicle organization. Gene Ontology annotation, molecular function: phosphatidylinositol phosphate binding.
UUCCACCGGAAGGAGCCCGGGAGCUCGGCUAUAAGGGAAUGGGAGCCGAGCCCCUCCGCUCUUAAAGGGGCCGCGCCGGCACUGGCGACCGCUGUCCUGGGGGAAGAGCUGUGACACUGAGUACACUUCCUGGACCUCGUGUCUCUCUCGCCAACAGAAACUGGUCCAAUAGAAGAUAUUACCUCACCUACCCUGUCUCACUCAUAUUCUGGGAGCAACAUGGCUACAGCAACACUGCAUACAAAGCCAUAAAUCCAUCCCUCAAAAACAGUCUACAAACAAUCAAGCUGGAAGAGGUGAAGCCAGGAUGCCCUGGGCAGGCUCAGCCCUCCAGCUGCCCCAAUGAGUGACCCAGAUGUGUCUGCAAUAUAUAAAGCAAGCUGAACUGGUUUAAGAACCUUGUCUCUGAAAUCUGCAGGGUCCCACUGGCUGGACGAUUGCCACCAUUUGUUGUUGUAUCUGUUUCUCUACAAACUAUUGAGAGUGAAAGCUAAUUAUGUUGUAGAACAGGUAUUGCAAACAGCUUAAGUCAGAAGCAUUUAAUGGUGCAUCAGAUCAACUGAUGCCAUCCAGUACAACUUGGAAUUACUGAAGGGAUGCAGUAAAGGAAGUGGUUUGUAUGACGCACCAUGGAGUCUGGUUUCUGAUGGGCUCCUGUGUACGACCACAGCACAAAUGACGAAUAUAAUUACAAAUGGGGGAAGGUGAGGCACAAGGGUUCUGCUGCUUGCUCCAGAUGCUUCCCUCUGGGCUCUGGCUGUAGGAUGUUGGAGAAUCAAGAGCAAGAAGAGCUGACCACGGUGCGUGUUCAGGACCCUCGGCUCCAGAACGAAGGCUCCUGGAAUUCCUACGUGGAUUAUAAAAUCUUCCUCCAUACCAACAGCAAGGCCUUUACUGCCAAGACCUCGUGCGUGCGCAGACGGUACCGUGAGUUCGUGUGGCUGAGGAAGCAGCUCCAGAAAAACGCUGGCUUAGUGCCUGUCCCGGAGCUGCCAGGGAAAUCCACCUUCUUUGCAGGCAGCACCGAUGAGUUCAUUGAGAAACGGAGACAGGGGCUCCAGCAGUUCCUGGAGAAGGUGGUGCAGAACGUGGUCCUCCUGUCAGACAGCCAGUUGCAUCUCUUCCUGCAGAGCCAGCUGUCGGUGCCAGAGAUCGAGGCGUGCAUGCAGGGCCAGAGCCCCCUGACCGUCACGGACGCCAUCCUCCGCUACGCCAUGUCUAACUGCGGCUGGGUGCAGGAAGAAGACACCCGCCCUGCGCUCGGGGCUAGGGCAGAACUCCACGGCAGCUGCGCUGGUCUCGGAAGCCCCCCUGUUCGGAGCUGCCUGAAACCCCCUUCGUGCUGGAGCGACUUUGGCCUGGAAGACAACCACUCGGAUAGCCUGGAUUCUCCCACGAUGCAGCCGGAGACGGAAUAAGCAGCACAAACGAUCUUGUACGCCCUGUCUGGGAGCAGCGGCUCUUGCUCUGCCGAGAGCUGAGGAGGGCAGCUGAGUGGCUCCCAUUGGUGCAGGAUUGGGACCCUGCAUGGCAUGUGGUCCUCACCUUCAGCCCCUCUACUCCCAGAAGCUUGUGGCCACUUCCUGCCGCCUCUGGACGGUCCUCUUAUGAGGCAGGUGCUGGGUGAAUACACAGCUGAGCUGUACGAAAAGGGAACCAGUGCUUAGUAGAACCUAAGUUUGUUACUCCCCAGGGCUGUGUCAUGCUCUUGUGGGGGGACCUGUGUGUAUUAGGGAUGGGGGCUGUUUGAAAACAAAAGCCAGCUCCCUUGAUCUUGGCUUGAUCCUCCGUCCCCUUGGAGCUGGGUCAUGGAGGCGGAUGCUCAUCUGUGCAGAGAUCCUCCAGGAGAGAGGUUGUCUGGAUCCCUGGGCUGAGCUGCUGUCCCUCCUUGUCCAACAGAUCAGGCAGCUGUCCCAGCAAUGCCCAGGAAAUUCUCGUUCUUAGAACUAGAAUUCAGUCUUGGUAGCAUUCCCCUCUGAAAAACCAACGGCCACAUAGGCACGAGCGGUGCUCCUUUGCACAUCCGAGAGCCACAUUUAAACAGCUGCUGAGCCGGAAGCCCACACGCUGGGUAUGGAUACCACCUCCACACCUGGGUCCUCCUAGCCCGGCUCGGCCUGCAGGCUGCAUGCAGCUGGAAUGAGCCAAUGAGCUUUCCCUGGGGGCUCUCUAUUGCAGGAUUGAUUCCUCCAUUGCAGCAGGGGUGGGGGAAUGUGUUGUGGUGGGACAAUGAGGCCAGAAGGUGGUUUUGUUUGUGCUCCCCUUUUGUGUGGGACACCCCUCAAGCUGGGCUUUCUUGCAGGAGAACAACCCUUUUGGCUAGCACAGACCUGCCUAACGGCUCAGAGGGCAAAGGGGAAGGGCAAAGGGUGGUGAUCCCUAUAGCCAGCCAUAAGGGAGCAGAACAGAAGAAAGAAUCCCUUAGUAAAGAAUGGGCAAUCCCACGCUGCAGCUUCCACCAGGGCCUCUCUGCUUUCAGCCCAUCGGGUCCAUUUACUCUGCUGCUCCCUGUAUCUUUCCACCAGCCCGUCGUCUGGCAUUGUCCUGGCUCAGAAGGCAGAGCUGAGGUGCUCUGGCCUGCAAUAAAUGUGAAGCAUGUGA